Auanema sp. JU1783 is the source of this 942-nucleotide messenger RNA. Lineage: Eukaryota; Metazoa; Nematoda; Chromadorea; Rhabditida; Rhabditidae. The record is from the annotation of a GenBank genome assembly.
AUGUUAUCCAGUGGAUACCGGUUGGAAGAACAUGUAGAACCUACUUUCAAUUUGCGUUUGAUAGAGGCUGUCAAACACAGUAGAUGCUUAUAUGAUUCAACUGAUCGUCAAUAUCGGAGUUCAGAAUACAAAAGCAAAGUUUGGAAUAGGCUAGUGCAAGUUCUAAACUUUGAAGGAGAUGCCCGAACAUUAUAUGCACGCUGGAAACAGUUGAGAGAUAAAUACGGAAAGGAGAAAAGAAAAGCGAGAUAUCAGAAUGAUCAAAGCACUUGGCAGUACUUUAAGCAUUUACAUUUUCUUGAUCCGCAUAUGGUUGACAGAUCAAGUAAUGGAUCUCCUGCACGGAAAGAGAAUCAGGAACAAGUUGUUGUCACUGAUCCUAAUUUUGGCAUAAGCCUGAUUGCUGAAGUUCAUUCCCACCCAUGCCUGUUUGACAUUAGAGAUGCUAAGUAUCGCCAUGCGGAAUGUAGGAAUCAAGCGUGGAAUCAAGUGAUAAAGAACCUCAAUUAUCCAGGUGAUGUUAACUCUAUAUAUAAGCAAUGGAAAAAGCUACGUGAUCGAUACGUAAGAGAAAAGAGAAGAUUACGGGAGCAACGAGAAAGGGGAAUAGUUGAAGAAAGUUCGUGGGAUUUAUAUAGCAAUAUGACAUGGAUGGAUCCUUAUUUGGAUGAUCGGGCCCAGCAUGUGAAACGAAAGCAAGAACCAGAGUCUCUUUCAGACUUCGACAUGGAAGAAAUUGUUAGAGCAGACUCCGGUUUGGGUUAUUGUUUGAAAGGAGGAAACCCCAGUGGAGGUGAUGUACUGCUUGACGGGGAUAGUGCUUUUGCUGCCUCAGCUGUUUCCGAUCUAAGAACUUUACCGGAUCAUGCUCGCGCUCUAGCUAAAGCUCAAAUCGAAUCACUACUUGAAACCGGCCGUAUGCCUAUCACUACAAAUUUUUAA